Messenger RNA from Microthlaspi erraticum, 1956 nucleotides. Lineage: Eukaryota; Viridiplantae; Streptophyta; Magnoliopsida; Brassicales; Brassicaceae. The record is from the annotation of a GenBank genome assembly.
AUGAGGUCACGAGGCAGUGAUGUCAACGAAGGAGACGGUAGAUCAGAUGCUGGUUCGUCGAGAAGCGAAGAAGAAACACACUCGCGACACGGGUCUCAAAGAUCUGGAAAAAGCUCGAGAAACAACGAGGAGCCAAACUACGGAUCAGAAGAUUCUUCAUCUAAGAACACAAGCGGCAACAACAACCCAAUUGAGUAUACAGAGCAGGAACGAGCUGAGCUUCUAAGAAGGUUAGACUCAAUCAAAGAUCAUCUCCUCCGUGGUGGUGGUGGAAAUGCAGCUGAUAAACCAAAAGAAGCAUUCCUCAGACCACAGCCUUAUUACCACAAUCCGUAUCCAGAGCCAUAUCCUUACGCUGGACCAAUGUAUCCUCAAGGCUAUCAUCAAGAUCCUUACGGAUUCCAAGUCCAUAGAAGACCACCUCCAGUUCCAAAUCCAAACUGGUAUCCUCCUCCUCCUCCAUAUCCUCCUCGUCCAUAUCCUGGAGGUGGAGGCCAAUAUGUUGAGAUUGGUGCUGAUAUAGUUGAGCCACAUUCCUUCUUCCCAGCUACACCGAGUAGGUACGGUGGUGAUAUGCCUCCGUAUAGCCCUGUUUCUUCUCACAACCGUGGCGGUGGUGCAGCACCCUACAGUCCUUCUUCCAUGAGCUCUCCAGGUCCUCGAGGUGGUGGUGGUGGUGGUGGUUACGCGAGGUGGCCAAGUGAUCUUGAUUCAGAAAUGGGAGGAGGCGCGUUUGCUCGUGGCUAUGUGAAGAAGGCUGUUUCGGAUAGGGAUGCUCGUCGUUGCCAUCCGCUUGCUGGUGGUGCUCCUUUCAUAGCUUGUCAUAGUUGCUUUGAGCUGCUUUACUUGCCUAAGAAGAAGCUUUUAGCUCAGGAAAGGAAGCUACAUAAGCUUCAGUGUGGUUCUUGCUCUCAAGUCAUUAGUUUCACUAUCGUUGAUAAGAAACUUGUCUUCUCUUCUGGUAAUGAGGAAGCAAACCCUGUCUCUCUAGAGGUGGUAACGAACACAGUGGUGGUUGAGGAACGCUCUUCUGUUGAUGAAGACGAAGAAGCGAUAAAGGAAUCAAGAAAUCACCAAGAAACUACGCAAAGCGUUGGGACUGCUUCUUCUCAAUGCUCAGAUGAUGAAGAAAUAUCAAGUGAACAAGAACAGAGAGAGGUUAAAUCUGUUCGUCGGCGAGCUCAAGUCUCAAAAUCUCCGGAACCAGCUGCUUCUGAGAGUGCCAGUCUUCUUGAACUUUUUGAGUAUUCUAAUGUGAACAGAGCAGCACUCGCUUACGGAAUGGCGGAGUUAGGUUAUCACAAGCCGGACAAGAAAGAGUUCUUCGUGAAGAAAGACUCGCCGCCGAAGAAGCCUGAAUCAGUAGCUACAGAGACAGAGGUUUCUUACAAUGGAUACUCUAACACUGAGAUCUCUGAAGAUUCAAGGAACUCAAACGGAAGAGAAGAAGACAACAACAGACGAAGUGAGUUUGGUGGUUCCACGGAGAUCACUAAUGGAAACGAAGAUCAAGGGAAGCUAUUUGAAGUUUGGGUUAAUGGACAUCUGAUACCGGAAGAUCUUGUUAGCAGUGCUGAGAAAUUAGCUGGACCAAUCCAAGCUGGAAAGUAUUGGUAUGACUACAGAGCUGGAUUCUGGGGGGUAAUGGACAAACCGUGUCUCGGUAUAAUACCUCCAUUUAUUGAAGAGUUUAGUCAUCCAAUGCCGGAUAGAUGCGCUGCUGGGAACUCAGAAGUCUAUGUGAAUGGAAGAGAGCUUCACAAGAGGGACUUCGAGUUACUCGUGGGUCGUGGUCUGCCUCGUGACAAGAACCGUUCUUACAUCCUUGAUAUAUCCGGAAGAAUACUUGAUGGAGAUUCAGGGGAAGAACUUAAGAGCCUUGGCAAAUUAGCCCCAACGAUUGAGAAGGUGAAGCAUGGAUUUGGUAUGAGGGUUCCAAGAUCAUUAGCAUCAUGA